AUGAUGCUCCUCAUGCAACUGAUGUGCGUUGCUGGCGCUCUCGGAGCUGCAGUCGCCCUUUCUGCGGACAUUGACGGCGCGCCACUCAUUCACCUCGACUAUGCCACGUACCGAGGGUCGCGCGUAGCCGGCGCCGGUGUCGACCAAUUUCUCGGUAUGCGCUUCGCCAAGCCACCGUUGGGCGACUUGCGCUUCCGCGCACCCGAGGAGCCAUUCCACGAAGACCAGGUGCAAGACGCGACCAAGCUUGGCGCUCUCUGCGUCGGGACCGUCGAUGGCUCCGGCGUUAGUCCCAAUGAUGUGUUUGGAGAAGAUUGCCUCUUUGCCAACCUCUUCAAGCCAGCCAACGCCACCACCGCGUCUAAACUUCCCGUCUGGGUCUUUAUCCAAGGCGGCGGCUACGCGCACAACUCGAACGGCAAUUAUAACGGGACUCAGAUCGUUCAGCAGAGCGGCGGCAACGUAGUUUUUGUCAGUUUCAACUACCGCGUCGGCGUUCUUGGCUUCUUGGCAAGCGAAGAGGUCCGCAAGGAUGGCGCACUGAAUGCUGGUCUCUUGGACCAACGGUUAUUUCUCAAGUGGGUGCAGAAAUAUAUCGGCCAGUUUGGAGGCGACCCCAACCAUGUCGUAAUUCACGGCGACUCUGCGGGUGGCGGUUCCGUCUCGCACCAUUUGACCGCCUACGGCGGCAACGACAAGGAGAAUCUCUUCGUUGGUGGCAUACCUGAAAGCCCAUUCUGGCCGACGCAGCGAAAAGUAGACCAAAUGGAAUUUCAAUACACUCGUCUGCUUCGCGACACCAAGUGCGACUCCCUCGACUGCCUUCGCAAACUCGACGUUGGCGCGCUGGGCAACGCCAGCCAGCCCUCGCCCUUCCCCGAGGCCCAUACCGAGGAUCCCGCGCCGCUGUGGUAUUGGCUGCCUGUAAUUGACGGGGAUCUCGUUCAAGACAACAUGUACAAGCAGUUUCUGACUGGCCGCUUCAAGCGUGUGCCCCUCCUCGUGGGCGCUGAUACCGAUGAAGGCACUUUGUUUGCUGUGAAUGCCAGCACCGAGACCGAGGUGUCAUCGUUUCUGCGAGCCAACUACCCACGCCUUCAAGAAUGGCAGCUCGACAUUGUUAGCACCAUCUACCCGAAGAUGAAACCUUUGCCCAAGCACGCCGCCUAUUUCCCAUCUGCUGCCGCUGUAUAUGGCGAUAGUACCUUUGUGUGCGCGGGAAAUACCAUGUCCGAUGCCAUCUCAGCCUUCGUGGGCCCAGACAAGUUGUGGAAUUAUCGUUACAACGUUGCCGAUCCAGAGCAGGUUGCCGAAGGCUUCGGUGUGCCACACGUUAGUGAGCUCGGAGCCAUCUUUGGGCCCGACAAUAUCCGGGGGCACGAGGCGAAAUCUUUAAGGACCACCAAUGCGCCUAUUGUGCCCGUAACUAUGGCGUACUUUACCAGCUUCGUUCGGUUUCUGGACCCAAAUACAAGUCGGCAGCCCGGAUCGCCGUUGUGGCAAAACUGGGGAGCGUUUGUGGGUGAGCAGGGCCAGCGUAUGCGGCUGGAAACAAACAACACAGCGAUGGAGACUGUGCCUUUUGACUUGGUCACGAAGUGUGCGUUAUGGAAGCUUCUUGCUGAGAGUAUGGAUGUUUGA
Beauveria bassiana ARSEF 2860 is the source of this 1641-nucleotide messenger RNA. RefSeq names its product triacylglycerol lipase. Lineage: Eukaryota; Fungi; Ascomycota; Sordariomycetes; Hypocreales; Cordycipitaceae. Bases 1 to 1641 code for a protein of 546 amino acids. The record is from RefSeq and is a predicted model, not a curated record. The transcript is spliced from 3 exons.